Molecule: messenger RNA, 2119 nt
Organism: Periophthalmus magnuspinnatus
Lineage: Eukaryota; Metazoa; Chordata; Actinopteri; Gobiiformes; Gobiidae
Exons: 4
Coding region: 279-1949 (556 amino acids)
Molecular function (GO): GTP binding
Source: RefSeq, a predicted model, not a curated record
GAGUUGACUCCUCCCACAGAGCUCAUCAGCCUCACGUGUUUGAUGAGGUUGGAAGACAGGAGAAAAAAGUGCGCGUGAACGCCGGUGGCUCACAUGACUUCACUCAAAGCGGCACGUGUGCUGAGACUUGAUGUUUCACUUGUGGCUUUGUCCCCUCUCGACUCCUCCCUCUUUGAGUUGAUAUAAAAGCAUUUUGACGGUUUGAGCUGCAGUCACUUCAAGAUCUGCUCUAUGGUUAAAUCGAGCUGAACUGUAAAUCACUGUUCUUAGUCUCCAAAAUGGCGGCGCCUGAUCCCAAGCGUCUCUGUGACUCCAUAAAGGCUCAGAGCAGCCGCUUCCAGUCUCAGAGCUGGGCCCUGCCGGUGUAUCUGCUGCCCCUAGUGGACGAACAGCUGCAAGUACCGGGCUGCAGACGCUUUCGAUUUGGAGAAGAGAACACUGCAAAACCCACACGCACUAUCAUGAUGAUGGGAGCAACAGGAGCUGGGAAGUCCACUCUGAUCGACGGAAUGAUCAACUAUAUCUUAGGCGUCCGCUGGAAUGACGAUUACCGAUUUAAACUUGUCAGAGAAGUCCAGAAAGGAACCCAGGCUGUGAGUCAAACCUCUGAGGUCACAGUCUACAAACUCAACUACCAAGAUGGCUUCCAGGUGAACUACUCACUCACCAUCAUCGAUACGCCGGGCUUUGGAGACAACAGAGGGAUCGACAGGGACAGGCAAAUCACAGACCAGCUCCGAGCACUCUUCACAUCCUCGUCUGGCGUCUGCGACAUCGACGCCGUGUGCUUCGUGGUGCAGGCAGCUUUAGCGCGGCUCACACACUCGCAGAAGUACGUGUUCGACUCUGUGCUCUCCAUCUUCGGCAAAGACAUUGCCAGCAACAUCCGAGUCCUGGUGACCUUUGCGGACGGACAGCGCCCCCCAGUGCUAGACGCAAUCACUGCAGCUGCAGUCCCAUGUCCCAUAGAAAAGGGAGUUCCACUUCACUUCAAAUUCAACAACUCUGCUCUGUCCGCCAACAACAAGUCCACUAAAGGCCCGGACGAGGAGCAGGACGAGGAGGACGAAUUUGAUCAGAUGUUUUGGAAUAUGGGAAGCAAAAGCAUGAAGCGCUUCUUUGCGGCUCUGAGUAAAAUCCAAACCAAGAGUCUGACCUUGACCAAAGAGGUGCUGACUGAGAGAAAGCAGCUGGAGAACCUGGUGGAGAACCUUCAGAAGCAGGUGCGUGUAGGUCUGUGUAAACUGGAGGAGAUCAGACAGACGUCACAAAUGGUGGAGCAGCACAAGGCCGAGAUCAGCAGGAACAAGAACUUUGAGUUCAACAUCACUGUGUCUGAGCCCCAACAGGUGGACAUCUCUGGAACUGGCAUCUUCAUCACCAACUGUCAGCAGUGUCACUACACCUGCCACGACGACUGCGCAUAUGCCAAUGACGCCGACAAAAUACGCUGUGUGGCAAUGGGAAAAGAUGGAAAUUGCAAAGUCUGUCCCAACAACUGUAUCUGGAGCGUGCACUUCAACCAGAAGUACAAGUGGGAGUACAUUUCUGUGACGAAGAAGGAGACCAUCACAGACCUCAAGAAAAAGUACGAGAUCGCCAAAGACGCCAAGAACACGGUGGAGGCUCUGCUCAGAGAGAUGGAACUCGAAUACGAGGACGUGCAGGUGGAGGUGGCACAGCUCAUUGAUCAGUCCUCCACCUGUCUGAACAGGCUGAAGCAGAUCGCCCUGAAGCCAGACCCCCUCUCUGCUCCAGAAUACAUCGACAUGCUGAUCAAAGUGGAGAGGUCUGAGGCCAAAGAGGGCUGGCAGCGGCGCGUGGAUUCUCUCAUGGCCAUGAAGGAGAAGGCAGAGUACAUGGCCAGAGUGGGGAGAGGAGAGACCUUUCUGGAGAGACCGCGCUCUCAGCCAGCCAAAAAGAAAGGUUUUCUGAGCUGGUUUAGGUGAUGAGUCUGCCCUCACACACGCCUGCUAGUUUGAAUCCCUCUGUGAUCUUUAUGCUGCUGUGUGCUUGAGCAAGAAAAUACAGCUCACAGUUAAAAAGUUAAUUCCUGUAAUGUGUAAAAGCGCUCGGUGCGUCACUUUUUAUUUUCUGAUUAAACAAAUAUUCACACAUA